Molecule: messenger RNA, 3884 nt
Organism: Enhydra lutris kenyoni (northern sea otter)
Lineage: Eukaryota; Metazoa; Chordata; Mammalia; Carnivora; Mustelidae
Product: shugoshin 2
Cellular component (GO): chromosome, centromeric region
Source: RefSeq, a predicted model, not a curated record
AUGGAACACCCAGUGAUAGACACUGGCUCACUUAUUACUUCAGGAAUUAAGAGACAUGUGAACGACAAAAGAGUUUCAAAGACUGGGAAGCUGAAUGUUUCCCUUGCUUCAAAAAUCAAAACAAAAAUAUUGAACAAUUCUUCUAUUUUCAAAAUUUCUUUAAAGCACAACAACAGGGCAUUAGCUCAGGCUCUUAGUAGAGAGAAAGAGAAUUCUCGAAGAAUUACAACUGAAAGGACGCUAUUGCAAAAAGAAGUGGAGAAACUGAAUUUUGAGAACACGUUUCUUCGCCUAAAACUAAAUAAUUUGAAUAAGAAACUUAUAGAAAUAGAAGCACUCAUGAACAAUAACUUGAUAACUGCAAUUGAAAUGAGCACGCUUUCUGAGUUUCAUCAGAGUCCUUUUCUACCGUCAACCAGCAAGAAGAAACGGGUCAGUAAAAAGUGCACGUUGAUGCGUCUUCCAUUUGCGAGAGUUCCAUUAACUUCAAAUGAUGAUGAUGAUGAUGAUGAUGAUGAUGAUAAAGAGGAAAUGCAACAUGAUGACAGUAUUCUAGCAAAGAUACCACCUGAUGUUCCCUCUUUGGUAUCAGGACAACCUUUAUCAAGUCAGUAUAAUUUCAAAUUGUUAUUUCAAAAUAAUCAUGAUAUGUGUGGUUUAGAUGAUUCAGGUGUACUUUCUAUUGUUGAUAUGCUUCCCAAGGAAAGUCAUUUCCACUCAGACCAAAAUUCCAUGAGUUCUCCAGUGAGUGAGAUGAAAAAUGUCCAGUCAGUCAGUCACAGAAAGGAGGAGCUAUCUCUCAGUAAUGUGACAGAAAGGAAAAAACGUCUAUCAUCUCAGGAAUCAACUAAUCCUUCUGUUGACAGUUCUCAUAGGACAGACUUAGGUCAACAACACAUUUCAAGUCCAGAAUUAAAUUGGAAUAAUGAAAUAAAUGAUCAUACCAAUGCAAAGAAUAUUAAAAUGCAAGGAAACGUGCAGUGCCUUCCUGACUCCUCUGAGUCUACAAGUGAACCUACUGCAGAGGACAGGCCUCCAUUUCAGGGCAGUGAUGACUUUCCGUUGCAGAAAACUGUGUAUGAUGCUGACAUGGAUUUAACUGCUAGUGAAGGAAGCAAAAUUAUUACAGUUUCAACAGGGACUAGAAAUAAAAGCAAUAAAAAAUCAAAUGAAUGUGGAAUCAAAACGUUCAGAAAAGUGAAAGAUUCAAGCUCUGACAAAAAGAGAGAAAGAUCAAAGAGACAAUUUAAAAAUAGUUCAGGUAUCAGUAUUGAGGAAAAGGUUGAAAAUGGACCAGGAAAAAGAUCAGUUUUCUUGAAUGGCGCAGGGGAGUCAGAAGAUCCAAAUUUUAUUUUCGAUACUGAGCAGCUGACUCAUUUGAACAUACUGAAGAAAGUAACCCUUCAUAAUGGCUUUAAUCAAGACGACAGACAAAGUAUACAGUGUAAUAAAAGAAAGAAAAGGAUACAUGUAACAAAUGAGCAAGAGGAAGCAUGUUCUUUCUUCCAAAGUUCAGAUAAAUUCCUGCAGGAGAAUAAAUUUGAUGAGGGUCAGAGUUCUUUACCUUAUCGUAAAAGUAAAGCUUCUAGACAGACAUUUGUGAUUCCUAAAUUAGAAAAAGUUAACUUAUUCUCAAACCAAAAGAAUAAAGAAACCACUUCUGAGAACCUAGAAGUCACAAGUGAAUUUCAAACAGCUGAUCUUUCCACCAGAGAUAAUGAAAGUUUAUGUGAUUAUGAGGCCCAGAAUAUGUCGGAUUUGAAAAAGCACGUCACUGACAUGCAGCCUGCCCAGCAAAAUGAAUCAAAAAUAAAUGAGAAGCUUAGACAGAAAGUAAAUCGGAAAACAGAAGUAAUUUCUGAAACAAGCAAAGUAUAUGGGGAUAUUGCUAAAGAUGUGCAUGGCCCAGGAAAAUGUGACUUUUCCUUCCAAACCCAGGAGGAUAAAGAAACCAUCUCUGGAAACCUUAAAGUGUCAGAUGAGUUUCAAAAACCUGCUCUUUCCAGCAUUGAUAAUGGAAACCUGUGUGAUUGUGAGAUCCAAAAUGUGUUGGAUUUGCAAAAGCAGAUCACUGAUGUGUACCCUAUUCAGCAAAAUGAAUCAAAAGUUCUUAAGAAUCUUAGGCAGAAAGUAAAUCGGAAGACCGAAAUAAUUUCUGAAGUGAAUCAUUUAGAUAAUGACAAGAAUAUGUAUUUCCCAGAAAAGGGUAGUUCUUUCUUCCUAGCCCAGAAGGAUAAAGAAAUGAUCCCUGAAAAUAUAAAAGGCCCAGGUGAAUUCCAAACACUUGCCCUUUCUACCAAAGGUAGUGGAAGCCUAUAUGAUUAUGAGACUCAGAAGGUUCUGGGCGUAGAAAAGCAUAUCCAAAAUAUGCAACCUGCUUGUCAAAAUGAAUCAAAAAUAGAUAAGAAGCUUAGGCAAAAGGUGUGUCGGAAGACAGAGAUCAUUUCUAAAAUCAACCAAGUAUAUGAGAAUGAUGACAAAAGCGUAUAUGACCCAGAAGAAGGUAACUUCUUUUCCCUAACCCAAACAGGUAAAGAAACCAUUUCUGAAAACUUAGAAGUCACAAGUGAAUUACAAACAGCUUAUCUUUCCACCCACAAUAAUGGAAAGUUAUACGAUUAUGAGACACAGAAUGUGUUGGCUUUGAAAAAGCCCGUGACUGAGACACAACCUGCUCAGCAAAAUGAAUCAAAAAUAAAUAAGAAACUUAAGCAGAAAAUAAAUCGGAAGACAGAAAUAAUUUCUGAAAAGUACCACAUACGUGGGGGUAAUGAUAAAGACGUGCGCGAUCAAGAAAGCUGUACAAAAGAUCUUGCUUUUCAAGUAAAUGUAUCUAAACAGAGACUUGAAUGUCAAGGUGUCAUCAGUGGAUACUCUAUGGAAAUUGAUAGUACCGAAAAGGAAAAUUGGGAUCAAAUUUCAAAUCCUUACAAACUAGUUAAAAAGCCUGGGAAAGAAUCAUCAGGCAAGGCAAAGAUUUUCGCAAAAGGUGAAAACAAAUCUAUUUCGCGGUCACGAGAUUCUUUAUACACGUCUGUGUUCCUAGAAUCAGGUUUAAAAUAUGUUACUAAUGAAGCAGAUUCUGAUCCUGGGCGGCACAUGGUCCUGCAGGAGAAUCAGAAGGAAAGCUCUACAACUCUGAAUGAAAAAAGAGAUACCCCUUUUGUGGAAGUGGUAAAAGAAGGAGAGUGCCAGAGCAGAAAAGUAAGCAAAACAGCAUGUAAAUCGAAGAAAAGGAAGACCAUCUAUCCUUCUUCGGAUAGCCAUAAGGUAAUGCAGGUGAUAUCUGACACUGGCCAAGAAAUAUCAGUUCAAUCUGGACAAGCUGUGGAGGAAAAAAAUUCAGAAAAUGAGAGACUUGUCAAAAUGAAGCCAGACUUUUACAAAGAUGCAUUUAAAUCUUUAUCUCAGGUAUAUUCACCUAACAUACAAGAAUCAUCCUUUAAGAGUAUGCAUGAGGAUUCAGUACCUCUGAGUAUUUCUCCUAGUAAAAAUCUGAUGAUAAAAGAAAAUUUUGCCCUGGAGAGCUCACCGAGUUUUCAAGUAAGUGCUGAUGAACAUGAGAAGAUGAAAGGGAUGAAAUUCAACCAGAGAACACAAAAAUCAGAAAUAGGUAUUAGAACACUACAGGACUUGACAAAUAGUUUUCUUUCAAAUAACACUGCUAAAGCUGAAAAUAAGUCAGAAAACCCAUCCUUAGAAUUACCAAGCCGAAAAAGAAGGUGUACUCCUCUCGAUUUAAAGGAGCCAAAUCUCAAAAGGAAGAUGAGAAGAUGAGGUGAACUUAUGAAUUCUGGGGUUUUUUUGAAUUCUGAAACCAUACCAAGUCAAAACAGGGAUGUAACAAGGAUCCAAAAGAUGAAAUGCGUGAUGAAGGAUUCCCC